AUGAAUUUAUCGACAAGAUUCUCUCCAAAAUCGGGCCAACCACUGAGUAAACCGAAUCGCGGUCCGCCAAAUGUGACUUGGCAGCAUUCAUGGUCAUCAAGUGAGACAGCAGCUGGUUUGGCUGAAUCUCGUUUGCGAUUUCUUCCGCCUGAGGUUCUCCUACAGAUUUUCAAAGGUUUGUCAGUACACGAUUUGGGAAAUAUUUCACUGACCUGUCGAGCAUUGAAAAUCAUUGCUGAUCAAGAUGAUAUAUGGAAACUGAAGUGCAAAUCGUCGACAAAGGUACAAUCGAAAACAUUCAAAGAAGUUUAUAUGGAUUGGAUGCAUGAGAAAUAUUUGCGUAAUAUUGAAUUAGAAGAAGUCGAAGCGGAAUAUAAGAAAAGAAGGGCACACGUUGCUUGUGGAAGGCGAUGCGGCCCGCCAAAAUAUCCAAUUCGACCCGAUGGUAAACAUGACUUUGGAGCUGUCGGCGGAUUCAAAGAACAUCCAAAUCAAUCGAGUACAAUGAUUAUUGAUCUCUCUGUUGACAUUAAUAAGAUGGCAAAGGAACUUCUGUCGUUGUUGGAAAAAGCAGAACAAUUCAAAGUAGAAUGGCGUGAAUCAUCGGUGAUCAAACGAAUGAUCACUCGUUAUUAUCGAUUCAUGCAAUUGAAAGCGUCAAUGCCAAGUAGUGUUCUGCUCAUUCCAACAUUAGAUAUCGAAAUCAUUUGGCAAACUCAUCUUCUCCGACCAACAAUGUAUCACGAUGAUUGUUUACGCUUAUUUCAUCGCAUUAUUGAUCAUAGCUUAUUGUCCAGCGAUAUUGAGCAGUUUCUGAAAGAGCGGGCGUUUAUUGAAACUUGUAAACUAUACGAAGAACGAUUUGGUGAGGAAUACUGUCCGUUACCGGAAGAUAAACAAGGGAAAACACCCAUGCCCAAAUACGAGCACAAUUUAUUUUGCAGAUUGGAAUGUUUAAUUCCAAAUUAUCUCUACUGGGAUGAGACGCAUUUUAAAUUUGAAUCCCCAUCGACACCUAAUCACGACGACAAUCCAUUCUCAUUCACCGAAGCUGAUGUUAUAUUGGAUAGUAACUGGCUCAGUCUAUGCAAGAAGUUCAUGCUUGAUAUGGAAGAAAAACUUCAAACUAGCGCAUAUGAUACAUAUGAAGAACAGUUUAUACUCCGUCACGCAGCGCUGGAAAGACUUAAAAAGUCGUACGAGCGAUUCUUAUAUCUGGCAACGAAGUAUCCUUCGUCAAAUGGCUAUCAGUUCGUUCACCCGACCUAUGCCAUUGAUAUUAUUUGGCACUCGCAUAUGCAAGAGCCGUUGAAAUAUGUGGCUGAUUGCCAGCGUCUUGUGGGAUAUGUGGUUGAUCAUGCGCCGUGGCCAUCGGUUGAUGCGAAUAAAAUGAAAAAUUCGUGUGAUGAUACAGCAAAUAUGUGGAAAAAAGAAUUCGAUAGCGAUAUGCAAUCCGAUCAUCUUUUCAAUACGAAGAAUAGUGAACUUGAUUGCCGCUAUGACUAG
Messenger RNA from Adineta ricciae, 1506 nucleotides. NCBI's taxonomy places the organism in Eukaryota, Metazoa, Rotifera, Eurotatoria, Adinetida, Adinetidae. The record is from the annotation of a GenBank genome assembly.